CAAACUUCCGGUGAGGUGCUGACCGAUUGAAUCUGACCUAGUAAGUCUAAUAAUUCAAUCAUUAUCAUUGCAAAUGGAAACGACACGUGAUAUGGAGGAUAUUACCAACUCUUUGUAACUGAAAAAAGGUUAAACGAAGCCAAAUCCAGCAUCAGUAUGAAGAACAUUGUCUCCAAUGUGAUGACUACAUCACAGAACCUCAUCAGUAGCAUGGAGACCAUGAACGACUAUCAUGAUGGCAAAGAACAAUUCAAUAUUGUCUCCAGCAUCCGCAGAAAGGUGGUCCUAGUAAACUAUGCUGCAAUGAGCUAUCUUCUCUCCUUCACUGUUAUUUUGCUGUUUGUCUCAAAUUACUUGACCAUACCAUUUUAUUGUGUGAUUCAGCAACGAUCCCCUGACGGAUUAUUCUACUAUAAAGCAUUUAGCUGGUUCCUUUUAGUGAACUUCUUCAUGAACUAUGGACUGAUAUUGCAUGGAGCAGUGAAAUCUUUGUACUGCUCCCCAAAUGACCUUCCGUUGUUUAAUGCAAGAGUACACGAGGACUGGGGCAUGUGUCAGCGAUGUGACCGCCAGGUGCCCGUGCGCACACGACACUGUAAUAUUUGUGACCGAUGUGUUUUAAAGAGGGACCACCAUUGUUACUUCACUGGUAGUUGUAUUGGCUUCUAUAACCAGCGCUAUUUCAUCUGUCUGGCAUUUUACAGCAUGGCGGGGGCCUUGUAUGGGUUCUACUUCCUAGAGAACUACCUCAGUGCGUCCUAUGUUACACUGUUCAGUGUCGAGUUCUAUAAGUACUUCAUCCCUUACACCAUGGUUCUGUGGUUACUGAGACUGCAGGACUUCGGGACUGUCCUCCUGGUCCUGCUCUUAUACCUGACCUUUGUUGGGUUCGGAGGGGGAUGUUAUUUCUUUUUCUGGCAGUGCAAUCUUAUCCUGACUGGUCAGACCAGUUACGAGUUAAUGAAGGGUAAAAAGACGUUUCAAACCACCCCACGGAAUCACUUGAGGUCAAUAUUUGGGCCACAUUGGUACCUGAAUUUUUUAUUUCCAAUGCCAUUCUUAAAAAGUGAAGAUGAUGGGAUGUCAUGGAAUACAACAUCUACAAAAUUUUUGUGAAACAAAUCAUGAAUACUAGCUAGAAAGUUGUUAUUCAUGUCUACUCGCUAAUGAAACAUUUCACAGUUGUAUUUAUACAACUCAUCAAUAUUACACGACUCUUUCAUGCCCAGGGGUGUAGG
Mizuhopecten yessoensis (Yesso scallop) is the source of this 1238-nucleotide messenger RNA. RefSeq names its product palmitoyltransferase ZDHHC22-like. Lineage: Eukaryota; Metazoa; Mollusca; Bivalvia; Pectinida; Pectinidae. Gene Ontology annotation, molecular function: palmitoyltransferase activity. The coding region runs from base 157 to 1116 and encodes 319 amino acids. The transcript has 2 exons. The record is from RefSeq and is a predicted model, not a curated record.